Molecule: messenger RNA, 1752 nt
Organism: Trichoplax adhaerens
Lineage: Eukaryota; Metazoa; Placozoa; Uniplacotomia; Trichoplacea; Trichoplacidae
Exons: 16
Coding region: 1-1752 (583 amino acids)
Biological process (GO): Golgi organization
Cellular component (GO): Golgi apparatus
Source: RefSeq, a predicted model, not a curated record
AUGACUGCUGUGCAGAAAAGAACGUGGAGGAGUCAAUUCGAUCGAUCAACAUUGUUUUUGUAUCAGUUUGAAGUAUUACGGGAAGAAACAAUUGUCAGGCAAUUCUUAUCCAGUCCGCGUAAUCCUCAAAUUAGAUUCAUUCAUGAGACUAAGGAAGAUUCCGUUAAUAAAAAGAAAGUAUCUGAAUGUGAUGACGAAAGAAAGAAAGAAACUAACGUAGCCAAAUUGACAGAUACAAUAAUAUCUGUAAAUAGCGAGAUCAGAGACCAAAAUUUAAAUGACGAUGAGAAAGACUUGCAAUCAAAUAAUGAUAUUAGACUGAUACCAGAAGAAACCAUCAAUAUUAUAUUAAGUUUACUUUCGGCCGAAAUCUAUAAUCCAAAAACAUCGUGCAAUAGCCCGUUUCAUAAAGUAAUCAUGGCUCAAAAGAGCGUCGCUCAAAAUGUUGUACGGUCUUUACUUGAUAACUUUACUCAGCAAGUACCUCCGCCAAAGAAGAUAUCCUUGUAUCUUAAUACAGGAUUAUUUUACAACAUUGGAUCAGCUGUAGCCUCUGGUCUUUGGUCGAUGGUAUCUAAGACAAAUGCAAUUCCUGAAGAUAAUCGCAAAUCACCUUUGGGAGUACAGUCUUUGCUACUAUUAUUAGCUUUAUCUAGCCAUCAUAUACAAGAUGAAGGAAAAUUUAAUCCUUUCAGGCAUUCAUUAUUUCGGCUUGGAGCUAAGGAAUCUGAUGUUAAUGUUGAGAUCGAAUCUGCACAUUCUGAUGACACUCCUUCCAGCUCUCCGCACGAUUCAUCAUUCAAUAUGAGUCAACUGUACAAUACUAUAUGCAAAGAAUUACAUGCCGAUGAAACGACCCUUUUGUUGUAUUUAUUAUUACAUCGAAAUCCCAGUUUUGCUUCGUAUGUGCUUUCACGCGUUGAUAUAGAUUCUCUGGUAAUACCUAUACUAAAGUUACUCUACGAAGCGGAGGAAAAGAAUUCACAUCACAUCUAUAUGGCUUUAAUUAUACUACUUAUUUUGAGCCAAGAUAGUGGGUUUAACAAUUCUAUUCAUAUUCUGGAUUUACGAUCGGUAGCGUGGUUUACUGAAAGGUCUUUGAAUGAUAUAACGCUUGGAGGACUGUUAGUUUUGAUUGUAAUUAGAACAAUUCAGUUCAACAUGGCAAAAAUGAGAGACAAGUACCUUCAUACUAAUUGCUUGGCUGCUUUGGCGAAUAUGUCCGCUCACUUUCGAGCUCUUCAUCCAUACGUUGCUCAGAGACUCUUAAGUUUAUACGGAAUCCUUUCUAAGAAGCACGCUAAAGUUAGCGAAAAGAUGAGACAGUACGCAAGCCAGCAAAAGAAUGAUAAUAAAUCACAUGAAGAAUCAGAAUCAAUUUUAGAAGAAUAUCAGGAAUCUAGCGAUUAUGCUGCAGAUUUAGCAAUCCUUGAAGAAGUCAUCCGAAUGGUUUUAGAAAUCAUUAACAGCUGUUUAACGCACUCCUUGAAAUAUAAUCCACAUCUAAUUUACGCAAUGCUACAUCAAAAGGAAUUAUUCAUUCAGUUCCGAACUCAUCCUAUAUUUCAAGAUAUCAUACAAAAUAUAGAAACGGUUUUAACCUAUUUUAAUACGCGCUUGGAAGAAACGGGCGAAUCAAACUUAUCUGUAGAAACGGUAUUUAGAGUUAUUAAUGAAGGGGCUCAGUUGUGGCCUGGUGAUAGAUUAAAGUACGUCAAUAAAGACAAUGCCGACAAAGUCAACUCUAUUUGA